GUUUAAAAUUUAAACCAAAAAAAAUCUCAGGAGCCAUGGCGAUUGCUUCAACCUCCACUCUUAUCUUCUCCUGCGCUAAACCCGAUCUCCGCCCAGUUCCCUCCCAUUUUCGUUCUUCUCCUCCGUCUCCGUCUCCCCUUGUCAGUCAGCUCCGUGGCCGUAGCUUAACCCAUGACCCGAUUUCUCUGUCGGGUCUCGUCGGAACCGGUUUGGUGGCUGCAACGUUCAUGGCGGGAGGAGGACCAGAUAGUACUGCUAUGGCUGCGGUUGAUGCUCUUCACCUAAGCGAGCCGGCUAAUGCGUUGUCGUUACCCACUUGGGCUGUUCAUGUUUCCAGCGUCGUCGAAUGGAUUACGGCGAUGGCGUUGGUGUGGAAAUAUGGAGAAAGAAAGGGUUACGAGUCAUGGAAAGGUCUCUCCUGGGGAAUGGUGCCUUUGCUAGGUGGAGCUCUUUGCGCAUGCACUUGGCAUUUCUUUUACAAUGCUGAAUCUCUUGAGGUGCUGGUCGCGCUUCAGGGAGCACUAACUGUGAUUGGUAAUAUUACUUUGUGCAUCGCUGCCUUUAGAAUUAACAAGUCUGCAUCCAAAAUGGAAACCUCUGAAGAGCCGUGAGGGCUAAACACACAUGCAUCUUUGUGUUUAAAAGAAGGUCAAAGGAAUGAUAUGUUUUCAAUAGUUACUGAAGGCAGGAAUCCGAGUGUAACGUUCUUGGAGAGUCGUGAGUUAGAGAAGCAAUUAGCUCUUUGGAUGUGGUAUUACCGGAAAGAUGAUUGUUUUAUAUCUCUUGAUUGCUCUAAACAUGUUUCUUGAGCGUGUGUGUAUAUCGCGUGUGUGUAUAUCUAUAUUAUUAGAAGUAUCAAAAUAAUUUUUUUUUGACGAAA
Raphanus sativus (radish) is the source of this 880-nucleotide messenger RNA. RefSeq lists its product as uncharacterized. Lineage: Eukaryota; Viridiplantae; Streptophyta; Magnoliopsida; Brassicales; Brassicaceae. The coding region runs from base 36 to 611 and encodes 191 amino acids. The transcript has 5 exons. The record is from RefSeq and is a predicted model, not a curated record.